AUGCCGGGCCCCCAGGGGGCCGGAGGAGCCCCCACCAUGAGCCUGGGCAAGCUCUCCCCCGUGGGCUGGGUGUCCAGCUCGCACGGGAAGAGGCGGCUGACGGCAGACAUGAUCAGCCCCCCGCUGGGGGACUUCCGGCACACCAUGCACGUGGGCCGCGGCGGGGACGUCUUCGGCGACACCUCCUUCCUCAGCAACCACGGGGGCAGCUCCGGGGGCAGCCACCGCUCGCCCCGCAGCUUCCUGGCCAAGAAGCUGCAGCAGGUGCGCCGCGUGGGGGCGCUGCCCCGGCGGUUAGCCACCCCGCCCUCGUCGUCGGCCUCGCCGGCUCCGCCCGCCGUCUCCCCCAUCAUCAAGAACGCCAUCUCCCUGCCCCAGCUCAACCAGGCCGCCUACGACAGCCUCGUGGUGAGCAAGCUCAGCUUCAACAGCAGCCCCGCCGGCUCCGCGGACGGCCACUCCAGUUACGGUGUGGACUCCGGGUUCUGCACCAUCGCCCGCGUGGCCCGCCCAGAAAAGCCUCGUGACCGAGACCAUGACAGUGCCUCCUUCCCCUCUGAACCCGAGCUUCGCCGCUCUGACUCCCUCCAGUCCUUCCGCCUGGACCUCGACCUGGGGCCGUCUCUCCUCAGUGAGCUGCUGGGGGUCAUGAGCCUCUCAGAAGGCUCUGCAGCGGAGACUCCAGCCCCAGCCGCUGCUGCGAGUCCCCUAGCCCCUGCCUCAAGCCCCCCAGCCCCUGCCACAAGCCCCCGAGCCCCUGCCGCAAGCCCCCCAGCCCCUGCCACAAGCCCCCCAGCCUGUGGACGCUGCCCCAAUGGGGUAACGGCUGGGUCUGGCCCAGUGGCUGCGGCGAGGGCCGACCCUGUGGGAGAGUGUCCCCGGGCCCCUGCUGACAUGGCCCCCGGCAGGCCCUGGGGAGCCGGCUGGAGCGGCAGCCGGGGCAGCCGCCACUACACCGAGAUGGAUGCCCGGCAGGAGCUGGUGAAGGUGCUGCCGCAGGGCCGGGCCUCUUGGGAGAGCCUGGAUGAGGAGUGGGGGGCGCCCCAGGCGGCCAGGCGGGCCCCUGUGCCCAGCACGGUGCAGACAAACACCUUCGAGUUCGCUGAUGCCGAGGAGGACGACGAGGUCAAGGUGUGA
This is a messenger RNA of Pipistrellus nathusii (Nathusius's pipistrelle), 1137 nucleotides long. Lineage: Eukaryota; Metazoa; Chordata; Mammalia; Chiroptera; Vespertilionidae. The record is from the annotation of a GenBank genome assembly.